Molecule: messenger RNA, 2009 nt
Organism: Neltuma alba
Lineage: Eukaryota; Viridiplantae; Streptophyta; Magnoliopsida; Fabales; Fabaceae
Product: cysteine-rich receptor-like protein kinase 2
Exons: 9
Coding region: 1-1902 (633 amino acids)
Biological process (GO): protein phosphorylation
Molecular function (GO): protein kinase activity; ATP binding
Source: RefSeq, a predicted model, not a curated record
AUGCUCCAACAUUUUAAUCACCUUCCCUUAUUUAUCUUCAUAUUCUGGUUAUGCUGCACUCUUCACGGCGUCGUUUCAGACCCACAAACUCAGCUUCUUAGUGCCCGGUGCAACCCACCUGACUUCUUCCUCGUUUCCGACUCCUCUAUCCUCACCGGAAACCUAAACGAAACAUUUCGGGAUAUCAGAGGCCAAAUCAGGGACCAGAAGAAGCACUUCGCCACAGCGCAGCAUGGCAAUGGGGAAAAUUUCCCGGUUUAUACACUUUUUCAAUGCAGAAACUAUCUUUCCAUCGCUGACUGUGUCGCCUGCUUUGAGAUCUCUGCCGCACAGAUCCGCAAAUGCGCUGCCGCCGCGUCACCCUCUCCAGGUGCCUAUGUCGUCUACGACGGCUGCUUCAUUAGGAUAAACCCAAUGGAAAUCAGUUUCACUGCUUAUUGUGAAAACCCUUUUCGGCUCGACAGGUACAACUAUAACACUUUCUUUAACGAGGCAACGCAAACUUUCAAUGGCGUAUCAUGUGGGAAUGAGACUACAGGAGGAGCUUCUGCAUUUUCUGAAGCAAGGCAACAAGUACUAACCAAUCUCCAAAUAUCAACACCAACAAUCCCAAGUUUCUUUGCGGCCACAAAGAUUCAAGUUUCAAAUAGCGGUUCAACUAUCUAUGCCUUUGCCCAGUGUGUUAAUACUAUCACAGCGAAUGGGUGUCUGAAUUGCUUGAAGGCUGGGUACAGUAAUUUGCAGAUUUGUCUUCCAUUUACCGAUGGUAGGGCUUUUGAUGCAGGCUGUUUCUUGAGAUAUUCCAGUUCUUCAAGCAAGAAAGGGGCAACUGUUGGUGGAGUUGUUGGAGGUGUAUCUCUUACUUUGAUCCUCCUUGCAUUAUUUGCCUGGAUUAAACGACAGAAAAGAGAUAAGAAUGUUCCUCGAGGAAACCAUUUGAAAAGCGACUUAACUGGAUUAAGCAAGUUGAAAGGUCCAGUUACAUACAGUUAUAACGAUUUGGUGCUUGCAACAAAAAAUUUUAGUGAAGAAAAUAAACUAGGAGAAGGAGGAUUUGGGGCUGUAUACAAGGGCACUUUGAAGAAUGGGAAAGUUGUUGCAGUCAAGAAAUUGACUUCAUCUCGCUCCAAGAGGGUGGAGGAAGAAUUUGAAAGUGAGGUGAUGCUUAUAAACAAUGUUCACCAUCGGAAUCUUGUUCGACUGCUGGGUUGUUGUAGUAAAGGCUACAACAAAAUCCUUGUCUAUGAAUACAUGAAAAAUAGCAGCCUCGACAGAUUCAUAUUUGGUAAAAAGAAGGGUUCUCUUAGUUGGAAGCAACGAUAUGACAUAAUUUUAGGAAUAGCAAGAGGUUUGACUUAUCUACAUGAGGAAUUUCAUGUGCGUAUCAUACACAGAGAUAUCAAGACUAAUAACAUCCUCUUGGAUGAUGAUCUGCAACCUAAGAUUGCUGAUUUUGGGUUAGCAAGGUUGCUACCUGAGAACAAAUCUCAUGUAAGCACAAGACUCGCAGGAACAUUAGGAUAUACAGCGCCGGAAUAUGCAAUUUAUGGCCAGUUAUCUGAGAAAGCUGAUAUCUAUAGUUAUGGUGUUGUAGUUCUGGAGAUCAUUAGUGGUCAAAAGUGUAGAAAAUUAAAUGUUGAUGAUGAUGAAGGGGCAUCCCUUCUUCAAAAGGCUUGGAAUUUAUAUGAGAAAGGAAGGCAUUUAGAGUUGAUGGACAAGACCUUAGAACCUAAUGUAUAUGAUGCAGAAGAAGUGAAGAAAAUCAUAGAGAUUGGUUUGCUUUGCACCCAAGCAUCCGUUGAUACAAGGCCAAUGAUGUCUGCAGUAGUUGCUUUGCUUCAAAAGAAGGAUUUGUCAGAGAACCUUAGGCCCACUAUGCCUAUCUUGAUAGAAAUUAAUUAGAGAUCUGGGGGAUACUUCUUUAGUGUUCUUGCUCUGGAUCCUGUAUUCCGAUGUUCCUGCUUUCACCUCUACAGAUAUUAAUUAUCUGAAAGAUAAUUUGUGCGUAA